GACAGACUGGCGACCUGUCCACAGCCCUAUAACAGCUGGGAUAGGCUCCAGCGCCCCCCCGCGACCCUGAAAAGGAUAAGCGGAAGCGAAUUGAUGGAUGGUUACUUGGGUUAUUCAUUAACGCUUUAGCAGCAAAGUGGGUGGAAGUGAUGGAGCCUUUCAAGGCAGGAAAGAGCACUCUUGUUACUCACAGCUUCCUUUCGUUCAUCACAUGACAGAUGCCAGGCUAAAGGCCAUUGUGCCACCCGGUAAAUGCCUUUCAUGUUGAGGGGUGUUGGAUUCUUCACCGUCUCUGAAGUCAUCAGCUAUCCUUUGGUGCCUCCAGGACAACUGCUGAUAUUUUGGGGCUUUCGCUGUCAUCUGUCAAUGAGUACACAUUGACAGUCUGCUCAUCAUCAGACAGUAGCUGACUGCAUUUCACCAGAUAUGGCCCCUCUUGCUUGCUUAAAUCUGAGGGGUCAGUUGCCUGCAGAUACUGCAUAUUCAUAUGCAGAUAGCUUUUAAUAGUUACUAAAAUUUCCUUGUCUGAAAAGAUCUUUGGCCUCUGUGAAGGUUCUAUUAUAAUGUAAAUGCUUUGCAUAUGUAGAUGACUGACUGUAAAUCAACAGAUUCAUUACAGAGAUUCCCUGUGGGGGUAAUUUCAGCACCACUUACUGUGUUUUAUACCAAGUAAAUGACAACGAACAUAAAUACAAAACAGCCUCCUUCAACACUUACAGUAAUACCAACGGGAACCACCAUAGCAUUACAAUCUCAAUCACCUCUCAUUUAUAAUUGUAAACGUUAUAGUUGAAUGAAGUGUGAGCAUGUGGUCGUCUACAGGAUGCAGACUUUAUGGUCGCGAUUCGUCACAACGACCAUUGUACCUCAGCUCUGUAAAUGGAGGAUAUAGGAUCUUGACUCCGUCUUUCAGAUGCUGCUAAGGUACAGCGCUGUAUACUGAAGGAUAUUGCUCAGUUGUCAUAGCAACUGUCAGUGUUCAGCCCGUAUGUGCACCUGCAGGCAGUACAGUAUAUGGGGGUGCUGCUGGUAUAAAACAGAUGGGGACGCAUGCAUCAGCACACUUCAUCUACAACAGAGUUGCCAAGCUGAGAUCGGAGACUUCGAUGAGACCCAGAGCUGGCAGCACCUCCUUCACAAUAAGUAUCUGCCCGACCAAGACGCCAUUAGAGACGAGAUCAUAGACUGCCACCGCGAGCAUGUCGGGCAGACGCCGGCAGAGUCGGACUAUCAGCUGCUUGAAAUCGCACGGCGGUUAGAGAUGUAUGGUGUUCGCUUACACCCAGCGAAGGACCGCGAGGGUACUAAACUCAGCCUGGCUGUAGCAAACAGUGGAGUACUGGUUUUCCAGGGGAACACAAAAAUUAACUCUUUCAACUGGUCCAAGAUCCGUAAACUCAGCUUCAAACGUAAAAGGUUCCUAAUCAAGCUUAGAGCCGACCCCACUCAGAAUGCCCACCAUGACACGCUGGAGUUUGCCAUGGCCAGCAGGGACUGCUGUAAGGUUUUCUGGAAGAUCUGUGUCGAGUACCAUGCCUUCUUCAGACUCUUUGAGGAGCCCAAACCAAAACCCAAGCCCAUCCUCUUCACCCGAGGAUCCUCAUUCCGGUUCAGUGGUCGAACCCAGAAGCAAAUCAUUGAUUACGUUAAAGACUCCGAGCCCAAGAAAGUUCCAUUUGAAAGGAAGCACAGUAAGAUCCUGUCCAACAGCAGCAUAUCCCCUCAGUCUGCCUCCACAAAAUCACAUGUGCCAAAAGAGAGUGCCACGUCGAUCCCGUUAGCAGACCAGCCUGACUCAGACAGAUUGAGCCAUCUGGCUGUACCUAAUGGUUCGGAGGAGCCACAGGCGGUCACGCCCCCCACCAAUGGUCUUCAUGGCCUAACGGCAGCGCCUGGCUCAGACCCGACUCAGCCCCGACAGAACCACCACCUUGCGGGAUCAGUACUGGACCAGCAGCUCCUCAACCCAGGAAGUCCGGGUUCAGAGAAGUCUUCGUUGGGAGGUCCUCAUGUAGCAGUUAAUGGGAACGGCUCUGUGAAUGGGCAGAGAAUGGGAAGGACUGGGGUCCUGGGUGCUGAACAGAGUGCUGAAAUCCAGCCGUUAUCCCCACUUACCAGCCCGCUGCUUACCGAAGCGGGAUAUGUUCGCAACGAUGAGGAAGACGAGGCGAGGAGGAAGAAGUUUCCCACAGACAAGGCUUACUUUAUAGCCAAGGAACUAUUGACCACAGAGCGGACCUACCUCAAUGACCUGCAGGUUAUCACAGAGUCCUUCCACAGCGCUGUGGGGAAAGACGAGGCUUUCCCAGACUCUGUUAAGAGCCUGAUCUCUGCCAACUACGAUCCAGUGUACAAGUUUCAUCAGGGAUUCCUCAAAGAGACAGAGCAGCGGCUGGCGCAGUGGGAGGGCCGAUCUAACGCCCACAUUAAAGGAGACUAUCAGCGAAUUGGUGACGUUUUACUCAAGAACAUUCAGGGUCUCAGGCAGUUGACGAUUCAUCUCCAGAAACAUUCAGAGUGCCUGGUAGAACUGGAGCGGGCCUGUCGGUCCAGUCGGAAGGUGGAGACUUUAUGUCGAGACUUCGAGCAGCAACGGGUUUGCUACCUGCCCCUCAACAUCUUCCUCCUCAGGCCUCUUCACCGCCUGCUGCACUACAAACUUAUCCUGGAGAGGCUCUGCAAGCACUACCCGCCCACACAUGAUGACUUCAGGGACUGUAGAGCUGCCCUGGCGGACAUCUCGGAGAUGGUGUUGCAGCUUCAGGGAAUCAUGAUGAAGAUGGAGAACUUCCAGAAGCUUAUAGAACUGAAGAAGGAUCUGACCGGCGUCGAAGACCUCAUCAGCCCCGGAAGGGAGUUCAUCAGGCUCGGUUGCCUCAGCAAACUCUCUGGAAAGGGCCUUCAGCAGAGGAUGUUCUUCCUGUUUAGUGAUUGUUUGGUGUACACCAGUCGAGGCAUGACUCCAUCCAACCAGUUUAAGGUUCACGGCCAGCUGCCUCUCUAUGGCAUGACGAUCAGAGAAAGCGAGGAGGAGUGGGGAGUCCCUCAUUCGUUCACCUUGUUCGGGCAGCGGCAGUCUGUGGUGGUGGCAGCCAGCUGUACAUCAGAGAUGGAGCGCUGGGUGGAGGACAUCAGGAUGGCCAUCGACCUGGCAGAGCAGAGCAGCAGCUUAAACAAUGACCUGCUCUCUACCAGCCUCUCUGACAACAAGCUCUCAGAGGACGGAGGGGGCGAGCAGGAGUCUGAGGACGAGCUUGGAGGCUCGCGCUCGUCCCUGGAGCGCCAGGGUCAUCGCGGUAACACCACCAUGCAUGUCUGCUGGCAUCGCAACACCAGCGUUUCCAUGGUGGACUUUAGCAUAGCUGUGGAGAACCAGCUCUCAGGUAACCUGCUAAGGAAGUUUAAGAACAGCAAUGGCUGGCAGAAACUCUGGGUAGUUUUCACCAACUUCAGUCUGUUUUUCUACAAGUCACACCAGGAUGACUACCCUCUGGCGAGCCUUCCUCUGCUGGGCUACUCUGUCACCGUCCCAUCGGAGUCAGAAAACAUCCACAAGGACUACGUCUUCAAACUCCACUUCAAGUCUCACGUCUACUACUUCAGAUCAGAGAGCGAGUACACCUUUGAGAGGUGGAUGGAGGUGAUCCGGAGCGCAACCUGCUCUACUAGCCGAUCACUGCCGAGCACCAGGAAAGACCUUUACUGAUGAUUCCUCCACCUCCACCUCAUACUCUCUUGAGUGAAGAUCUCGACUGCACAAACACCAGGAAAGACUCUUCCAGCUGCACGAGCGGACACUAAUUAUUACCUCUGACUCCUUACACAGACUCCACUCAGAGGUCUUCCCUCUUCACCUUAUUAUUACACUUUCCACACCAUCAGUGUCUGAUUAGCAAAAACUGUCUGCAGUCAUCCACAAUGUAAUUCUAUGUGUAAUUUUUCCAUUUGUCCUUGUCAACCUGGAGCGCCACAUUGUGUUAUUUUUUUUUCUUCCACCAAAGCGAGAGAAAAGGCGUACCCGAGCGCGGGCGAAGGAUCUGAAUCCCUUUGGCCUCACUUUCUCCGAGCACUCCUCUGGUUCACUGAUAUUUGGCCGGUGCUUUAUAAUAUUUUAUAUUUCUGAAAUGGAUGAAAAGUAUCUUAAGAUCGGAAAUAAACGUUAUGUAGAAAGCUGUGUGCAUGUGGACACAAUAAUUAUGUUUUUAAUUGUAUGACAAUCUGUCUGUAUGUAAUUUGAUGACUUAAAUGUAAUGUAAGUUUGAACACAAGAAAUCCUGCAAUGUUUUUUUUAUCAUUAUUAUUAUUAUUAAGUCAUCUUUUUUGUACAGUACUUUUGACACUGUGAAAUAUUCUUAAUUCUUUUUUUUUCCUUUGUCUUGUUUCAAAACACCUGAAACCUUCCAAAGCCAACAGAGAUUUUGCUGGUUUAUUGCUAAUUACCUUCUCUUCAGUAUUCCUCAAGUUUUAUGGAUUUUACUAUUUUAAAAUAAAGAUGAAUAGAUUGUGUUCAUAUGGAACAAAAUGAAACUUAUACAAAAAUUUCUUUUUUUCUUUUUUUAUUGAGUUUAUCCCUUAGAGGGGAUGAACACAGCACAUGGAAGAUCAUACAAAAAAAAUCACGGUGAAUUUUUAUUUUUGAGGUAAACAAAGAUGUGCAGAAUGUAAAUAUUAAACACAUUGUCUGCAGAUUAGUGUAAAAUCAGAGUUCAUAUCUGUGUAAUAUAAAUGCUCUAAGCCUAGAGUGUCAAACUCAGUGAAAAUCUCCUUUCUGUCAGUAUAAACACAUUUAACUACA
This is a messenger RNA of Haplochromis burtoni (Burton's mouthbrooder), 4795 nucleotides long. Its product is annotated as FERM, ARHGEF and pleckstrin domain-containing protein 1. Gene Ontology annotation, cellular component: cytoskeleton. Lineage: Eukaryota; Metazoa; Chordata; Actinopteri; Cichliformes; Cichlidae. The record is from RefSeq and is a predicted model, not a curated record. Bases 989 to 3706 code for a protein of 905 amino acids. Gene Ontology annotation, molecular function: guanyl-nucleotide exchange factor activity; cytoskeletal protein binding. The transcript has 23 exons.